Molecule: messenger RNA, 894 nt
Organism: Lactuca sativa (garden lettuce)
Lineage: Eukaryota; Viridiplantae; Streptophyta; Magnoliopsida; Asterales; Asteraceae
Source: RefSeq, a predicted model, not a curated record
AUGGAGCCUGGAUCGCUCAUGGAGCUUCAAAAAGAAACGGUAUUUCAAGAAUUCAAAUUAUUACUAUGCAUAUUCAUUUAUAUGUUUAAGUACACAAUGUUUAUACAUCGAGCACAUUACAUUCAAACUACUACUACUACUACUACCACUACGACUACGACUACGACUACGACAACGACCACGACCACGACCACGACCACGACCACGACCACGACCGACCACUACGACGACGACGACGACCACGACGACCACGACCACGACCACGACCACGACCACGACUACUACGACGACUACGACGACUACUACGACUACUACGACGACUACGACGACUACGACUACUACGACGACGACGACUACGACUACUACGACGACUACGACGACGACUACGACUACCACUACGACUACCACUAUGACUACCACUACGACUACCACUACGACCACUACGACCACCACUACUACCACCACUACGACCACCACUACGACCACCACUACCACUACUACGACCACGACUACCACCACGACUACCACCACGACUACCACUACGACUACCACUACUACGAUUACGACGACUACGACGACUACGACGACGACUACGACGACGACCACUACGACUACCACUUCGACUACCACUACGACCACUACGACCACUACGACCACUACUACGACCACUACUACCACCACUACUACCACUACGACUACCACUACUACGACUACGACGACUACGACGACUACUACGAUGACGACGACGACGACGACGACGACGCGGACGCCGCCGCCGCCGCCGCCGACGACGACCUACGACCUACGACGACACGACCACGACCACCACCACCACCACCACCACUGCUUCUCCUCCUGCUGCUCCUCCUGCUAUGGAACAUGAAUGCUAUUUAG